GAUGCAGCUAUGAACUAUGACAUAUCAAAGAGCGACGCAUAUUGUACAUACAUACCACAUUAUACGAUUGAUUAUUCUGAAGCGAGAUAAUAACUCAUCUUUAAUCAAGUAUUAAAAGGAUCUUGAUGAUUAAAAUUCGUUAAAAUAUUCUCAAGAAGCAAUCUCAAGAGGAAAUUAAACUUUAACGCAUAUCUUUGACGUCUCAUACGCCAUGGCAUUGACAGGACCCGAUUUGCCAAAAAUUCCGACUCCUUUGAAAAGUAUACAGCAAUAUUUAACGAUCGCAACGAAGCACGAUCAACGAGACUGUGUCGUCAGCUAUUGGUGCCGCCUUUAUGCUCUUCAAACUGGAUUAAAGCUAUCUACAAAGACAUCAGAGGAGACCAACUUUUUACUAAAGUUAAUGGACUGGUUAGAGAUAACAAAAAAGGAAUUACAUGACAAUGAAGCCAUUUCUAAUGAUGUUGCUGCUCAAGCGCACUUGGAAAAUUGGGCCUUAAAGCUCUUUUUGUAUGCCGAUAAGAACGAUAGAGCUGCAAAUUUUUCUAACAAUGUAGUGCAAAGCUUUUAUACUGCUCAGGCAUUGUACAAUGUAUUGACAUUGUUUGGAGAACUGAGCGUAGAAGCAGCGCAGAAUCGAAAGUAUGCGCAGUGGAAAGCAUCUUAUAUCCACAACUGUUUAAUGAAUGGGGAAACUCCGGUACCAGGGCCGAAAGAACAGAAUGAAGACAAUGAUUUUGAGGAGGCAUUGAAUAAUGAUGCUCCUGCUGAAAGUCCCAAAGACAAUAUUCCGCAAAGUAUUCCGUCUAUUCCUGCAAGUCCACCAACUACAAGAACUGAAUCACUUGAAGCAGAGGACAACACUGCAUAUAAGACAGAUAGUGGAGUUAAACUAUCAGUAGAACAAGUUAGUAAGGCCCAAAAGUUUAUAAAAUGGGCGAGUAGUGCAUUAGAUUAUGACGAUAUAUCUACUUCUGUAACAAAUCUUCGGAAGGCUAUACAUCUUUUAACGACCGGGCAGGAGCCUGCAUAAACGAAGGAAGCGCAUAGAUAAUGCAUUUGGUAACAGCUUACUUGCAAUUAACUGCGUUAAACUUGUCGCCUGUUUCCUGUAAUGGUCAGUAAAAAAAAUAUCUUAUUAACAUUUUACCAUUUUUAUACAUGUGCAACUUUUAAAUACAGAUAAUAGAAAGCGAAAAUAGAGACAAGAUUACAAUAACUAGUCAAAUUGGCCUUGAAUAUGUUGCACUUAUAUAAUUAAAAUAAAAAUUGUUACAGGUGUAAGUUUCUAGAUUUUAGCUAUUGUUCGAAAUAAGAUAGAAUUGUAAUAUCAUCAUAUUUAUUAGAGCUAAAUUGUCCUGAGAACUUUAAUCUGUUCUCUAAUAAAAACUCUACAACAUCA
This is a messenger RNA of Camponotus floridanus (Florida carpenter ant), 1402 nucleotides long. It is a transcript of the gene Vta1, whose product is annotated as vacuolar protein sorting-associated protein VTA1 homolog. The record is from RefSeq and is a predicted model, not a curated record. The transcript has 4 exons. Gene Ontology annotation, cellular component: multivesicular body. NCBI's taxonomy places the organism in Eukaryota, Metazoa, Arthropoda, Insecta, Hymenoptera, Formicidae. Gene Ontology annotation, biological process: late endosome to vacuole transport via multivesicular body sorting pathway. The coding region runs from base 212 to 1033 and encodes 273 amino acids.